GAUCUAUAGUUUGUGGUAAUCAGCUGUAUUGUCAAAACAAAACAAAAAGAUUUGAAAAAUCAAAAUAGAUUUCUGCAUUUUAACUGAAAAAGUUGAAUAAUUUCCACAUGAAUUACUCUUGAAAAGUUCUUUCAAAGUUUUGAAUUCACUGAUUUUCAGCAUAGCAUAAAAGUUUUGCGAUGGCACUAAUGAAAUCAUCAAAAAUCCCCAAAGAUGCGGUGAUUUUGGAUGAAAUGGAAGCUGCGGGCUAUAUUUGGAACAUGAUAGCCGACUGGGAGCCUUUAUCAGACAUAUGGGCAUUACGCUAUGGUGCAGUGGCGUUAGGAGCGGUGAGCUCACUGAGUGGGCUCCUCAUCAACAAGCACUAUAGAUGGAGGUUCAAGUUGGGAAACUAUGGCUACUUGUCCUCAACCAUACCAAUUGUUGUUAUGCCGGGCCUUCUCACCUUAUUGUUUCACAAACAGCUAGUCACAACAAACAUGCUGCUCAUGAAAAAUAAUGCGUGUCCAAUAUGCCAUGAAAUCAAAUCAGGAGUUUUGCAAUUAGGCUUUGGCAUUGGAUACCCAAUGCUGUUGGCGCCGACUUCGGCUUUAAUGUUCGCCAACAGAUACGCCACAUACAGGGUGCCCCAUUUAACCGAAGGCGUGAAAGUAAUGUUUAAGUUCCUUCGCGUCCAUACAAAGUCGUUGACCGGCACUCUAGCGUACAUCGCCGCGCUGCAGUUGGCCGCGUCGGCCGUGGUCACGUACUUCGAAAUGAGAAAUAAUAUUACUUUAAGAAAUAAAUUAGCUGAAAUCGAAAGGAAAUUAGAAAGUGGACUAUAGUAACUAAUACAACUAGGAAUAAUUAUCUGUAUCUGUACUCGUAUAUUAUAAUAACUUUGUAAAAAAAUAUUUAUUUAGUGGUUAAAAUAGAUUGUAAAUAAGUUGUAUUAAAUAAUCUUGAGUUAU
Maniola jurtina (meadow brown) is the source of this 950-nucleotide messenger RNA. RefSeq lists its product as uncharacterized. Lineage: Eukaryota; Metazoa; Arthropoda; Insecta; Lepidoptera; Nymphalidae. The transcript is spliced from 4 exons. Gene Ontology annotation, cellular component: mitochondrion. The record is from RefSeq and is a predicted model, not a curated record. Gene Ontology annotation, biological process: mitochondrial respiratory chain complex I assembly. The coding region runs from base 180 to 824 and encodes 214 amino acids.